Messenger RNA from Triticum dicoccoides, 2502 nucleotides. RefSeq names its product nucleobase-ascorbate transporter 6-like. Gene Ontology annotation, molecular function: transmembrane transporter activity. The transcript has 14 exons. Lineage: Eukaryota; Viridiplantae; Streptophyta; Magnoliopsida; Poales; Poaceae. The coding region runs from base 592 to 2184 and encodes 530 amino acids. The record is from RefSeq and is a predicted model, not a curated record. Gene Ontology annotation, biological process: transmembrane transport. Gene Ontology annotation, cellular component: membrane.
UUGCAAAAGGCGCCGUUUUUAAAGCGGAAAGGGAGGAGGCAAGGAGAGCAGUCCUUCUCGCCCUCUGCCCCCGCUCGCCUCUCUGCCACCUCCUUUCUGCCGCCCAAAAGAGAGAGGAAGUUUUCGCCUCGGGAUGCCGCUGGCUGCCUUUCCGCUGCUAGUCUAGUCCCUUCCUGCGAGUAGCCUCCUCCCUCUCCAGCGAGCUUCUCUUCUCUUCUCUUCCCUUUCCUUGCAGCGAGGGAGAAGGGAGGAGGAAGAGAGCGUGCGCGGGGGAGCGUAAGGUGGCUUUCUGGGGGGAUAGAUUCCAUUCCUCUCCUUGGAGGAGGAGGAGGAGGAGAAGUAGUAGUGGGGAAUUGGGUAGCUAGGCCAGAUCAAUUGCUUUCUCUCGAUUCUCUGCGCCUUUUCUCCAACUUUACUCUCCCCCGUGGUUGGUUGGUUGGUUGUUCCUUGCUUGCGAGGGGGUUCUCGGUUCUUGGCAGAAAAGAACGACAGAUCAGUCGGUCAGUCAGUCCAGUCCCCUGUUCCUGUGCGAGUGGCGAGUGAAGUGACGGGCGUGGUUUCUUGGGAGUUUGGAGCCGGAGGAAGAAGAAGAUGGCAGCCGCGCCGCCGCCCAAGGCCGACGAGCUGCAGCCGCAUCCGCCCAAGGAGCAGCUGCCCAGCGUCUCCUUCUGUAUCACCAGUCCGCCGCCAUGGCCCGAGGCCGUGAUUCUAGGAUUUCAGCAUUUCAUAGUCAUGCUGGGCACCACCGUCAUCAUACCAAGCGCGCUUGUUCCUCAAAUGGGAGGUGGAAAUGAGGAGAAAGCUCGGGUAAUCCAGACGCUCUUGUUCGUCGCCGGCAUAAACACCUUACUGCAAACCUUCUUCGGGUCUCGCCUCCCCGUCGUGAUGGGCGGCUCCUACACCUUCGUCGCGCCGACCAUCUCCAUCAUCUUGGCUGGACGCUAUGACAAUGAGACGGACCCUCACGAGAAAUUCCUACGGACGAUGAGGGGGACACAAGGCGCUCUCAUCAUCGCCUCCACGAUUCAGAUCAUCCUUGGCUUCAGCGGCCUCUGGCGCAAUGUUGUCAAAUUGCUGAGCCCAUUAUCUGCAGUUCCUCUUGUUUCACUUGUCGGGUUUGGGCUUUAUGAACUCGGCUUUCCAGCGGUAGCCAAGUGCGUGGAAAUUGGUCUGCCAGAACUCAUCCUAAUGGUCGCGUUUUCUCAGUAUUUGCCUCAUGUGUUGCAUUCUGGAAAGGGUGUCUUUGGCCGGUUUUCUGUUCUUUUCACCGUGUCAAUCGUGUGGCUCUACGCAUACAUCCUCACAAUCAGUGGCGCCUACAAGAACGCCAAGUUGAAGACGCAGGCGCAUUGCCGCGUCGAUCGUUCAGGGCUUAUCGGAGGAGCUCCAUGGAUAAGUGUUCCGUAUCCGUUUCAGUGGGGGGCUCCUACAUUCGAUGCUGGAGAAUGUUUUGCAAUGAUGAUGACUUCAUUCAUUGCCAUUGUAGAGUCGACUGGAGCCUUCAUUGCUGCUUCAAGGUAUGCAAGUGCGACGAUGAUACCUCCGUCGAUCGUCAGUCGGGGAAUUGGUUGGCAGGGCAUCGGUAUCUUGCUUGAUUCGUUCUUUGGGACAGCCAAUGGAACCUCAGUUGCAGUGGAGAAUGUUGGUUUACUUGCUGUGACACAUGUUGGCAGCAGGAGAGUGGUGCAAAUAUCUGCCGGCUUCAUGAUUUUCUUUGCUGUCCUAGGAAAAUUUGGAGCCCUGUUCGCGUCCAUUCCACUGCCUAUAUUUGCUGGGAUGUACUGUGUUUUCUUCGCAUAUGUCGGUGCGUGCGGUCUGAGCUUCCUCCAGUUCUGCAACCUGAACAGCUUCAGGACCAAGUUCAUCCUGGGCUUCUCCUUCUUCAUCGGCAUAUCGGUGCCUCAGUACUUCAACGAGUACGCCUCCGUCUCGGGCCACGGCCCCGUGCACACGGGCGCUAGAUGGUUCAACGACAUGAUCAACGUGCCCUUCUCGAACAAGCCGUUCGUGGCGGGGCUGGUGGCCUACUUCCUGGACAACACGAUGCACCUGCACCAGAGCGCGGUGAGGAAGGACAGAGGCUACCACUGGUGGGACAAGUUCAGGAGCUUCAAGAAGGACGCCAGGAGCGAGGAGUUCUACUCCCUGCCCUUCAACCUCAACAAGUUCUUCCCUUCGGUCUAAAUCGUCGCGGGAAAGGGCGCUGUCGAUCCCCUUGUUCGUGCAUUGGCUGAACAUGAAUGGUCCUGCUAGCUUGAUCUGUCGAGUUUUCGUGGUGCCGCUGUGCGUCAGUUUUGUGUAUUUAUGGGCGAGAUGGACUGAUUGGACCAGUGGGGACGCUAUGCUAGUUUUGGAUCAACGUCUCGUAAGUCAUAGCCUGUUGUUAAUCUGUGGAUGUACAUGCGGUUUCCCUAGCCCAGGAAAAAAGAUCAUCAUUACUAAGGUGGCUUUGCUAUAAUUUAUUUCCUAGUCCUAGAAAUUAAAGAGUGAAGCGUUCGAUUA